This is a messenger RNA of Magnolia sinica, 4339 nucleotides long. Its product is annotated as coatomer subunit alpha-1-like. The transcript has 4 exons. The record is from RefSeq and is a predicted model, not a curated record. Bases 231 to 3884 code for a protein of 1217 amino acids. Gene Ontology annotation, molecular function: protein binding; structural molecule activity. Gene Ontology annotation, biological process: intra-Golgi vesicle-mediated transport; retrograde vesicle-mediated transport, Golgi to endoplasmic reticulum; intracellular protein transport. Gene Ontology annotation, cellular component: COPI vesicle coat. Lineage: Eukaryota; Viridiplantae; Streptophyta; Magnoliopsida; Magnoliales; Magnoliaceae.
CAUUUCCCCACUCUCUUUCGUCGAUACACGCAGUCGUCGCGUCACGGGCUCAGAUCUGCACAGCCCAAAACCCUCUCUCUCUCUCUCUCUCUCUCUCUCUCUUUCUCUCUCUGUUGAUGUUGGCUCUUACACAGACAACGAAGACGAUGGAAUCUGUCUGAUCUGCCCUUCUACUUCUCAGAUCUGUAUUUGCAAUUUGUUAGGGUUUGAGAGAGCGAGAGAGACGAAGAAUGCUGACGAAAUUCGAGACAAAGAGUAAUAGGGUAAAAGGGCUGAGCUUCCACAGCAAGAGGCCAUGGAUCCUAGCGAGCCUCCACAGUGGUGUCAUCCAGCUCUGGGAUUACAGGAUGGGGACCCUCAUCGACAGAUUCGACGAGCACGAUGGCCCUGUACGUGGGGUCCACUUCCACAAAUCUCAGCCACUAUUCGUCUCCGGAGGAGAUGAUUACAAGAUCAAAGUCUGGAAUUAUAAGAUGCACCGGUGCCUAUUUACACUUCUUGGUCACCUUGAUUACAUCCGCACAGUUCAGUUCCACAAUGAGUACCCAUGGAUUGUGAGUGCUAGCGAUGAUCAAACUAUUAGAAUAUGGAACUGGCAGUCCCGGACUUGUAUCUCUGUUUUAACUGGACAUAACCAUUAUGUCAUGUGUGCUUCUUUUCAUCCUAAAGAAGACCUGGUUGUAUCAGCAUCUUUGGAUCAGACAGUGCGUGUCUGGGAUAUAGGUGCUCUGAGGAAGAAGACUGUGUCUCCUGCAGAAGACAUUCUGCGACUCAGUCAGAUGAACACGGACUUAUUUGGGGGAGUCGAUGCUGUUGUCAAGUAUGUCUUGGAAGGUCAUGAUCGUGGAGUCAACUGGGCUGCAUUUCAUCCCAGCUUGCCUCUGAUCGUGUCGGGAGCAGACGAUCGCCAAGUAAAACUGUGGCGAAUGAAUGAUACAAAGGCUUGGGAAGUUGACACAUUGAGAGGACACAUGAAUAAUGUGUCUUGUGUAAUGUUCCAUGCAAGACAGGACAUCAUUGUGUCCAACUCAGAGGACAAAAGCAUCCGUGUAUGGGAUGUCACAAAACGGACUGGUAUUCAGACAUUCCGUAGGGAGCACGAUCGUUUCUGGAUUCUGGCAGCACAUCCAGAAAUGAACCUUCUGGCAGCUGGUCAUGAUAGUGGCAUGAUUGUCUUCAAGUUGGAGAGGGAACGGCCAGCCUUUUCCGUUAGCAGUGAUUCACUAUACUAUGUCAAAGACCGUUUUCUACGCUUCUAUGAGUUCUCAUCUCAAAAAGACAACCAAGUGAUCUCAAUUCGUCGACCCGGUUCCACUAACUUGAAUCAGGGACCAAGAACACUGUCUUAUAGCCCUACAGAGAAUGCUAUCUUGAUUUGUUCUGAUGUGGAUGGAGGAGCCUAUGAACUGUAUAUUGUGCCCAAGGACAGUGCUAGCAGGAGUGAUACAGUGCAAGAAGCAAAGAGAGGAGUAGGUGGAUCGGCGGUUUUUGUUGCCCGCAAUAGAUUUGCUGUGCUUGACAAGAGUAGCAAUCAAGUGUUGGUCAAAAACCUUAAGAAUGAGAUUGUUAAGAAAAGCAGCCUCCCUGUUGCUGCUGAUGCAAUAUUCUACGCUGGGACAGGCAAUUUGCUAUGCAGGGCUGAGGAUAGGGUGGUCAUCUUUGAUCUCCAGCAGAGGACCAUCCUCGGAGAUCUCCAGACCCCUUUCAUUAAAUAUGUGGUUUGGUCGAAUGAUAUGGAGUCGGUAGCUUUGCUCAGCAAACAUGCGAUUAUCAUUGCAAGUAAGAAACUUGUGCACCGAUGCACACUUCAUGAGACAAUUCGUGUUAAGAGCGGUGCCUGGGACGACAAUGGUGUCUUCAUAUAUACAACCUUGAACCACAUCAAGUACUGCCUUCCAAACGGGGACAACGGGAUUAUCAAGACCCUUGAUGUCCCAAUAUACAUCACAAAGGUUUCUGGGAAUAUCAUCUAUUGCUUGGAUCGGGAUGGAAAGAACCGUGCAAUUGCUAUUGAUGCAACAGAGUAUCUUUUCAAACUUGCCCUUAUAAAGAAGAGAUAUGACCAUGUCAUGAGCAUGAUCCGAAGCUCACAGCUUUGUGGGCAGGCUAUGAUUGCCUAUCUGCAACAGAAAGGCUUCCCAGAAGUUGCUCUGCAUUUUGUCAAAGAUGAGCGGACCCGCUUCAACUUGGCGCUAGAGAGUGGUAACAUCCAGAUUGCGGUUGCUUCAGCUAAGGAGAUUGAUGAGAAAGAUCACUGGUAUAGGUUGGGCAUUGAGGCCCUUCGGCAAGGCAAUGCGAGCAUUGUAGAAUAUGCCUACCAGAGGACAAAGAACUUUGAGAGGCUCUCCUUUCUGUAUCUUAUAACGGGGAAUAUGGAGAAGCUGUCCAAAAUGUUGAGGAUCGCCGAGAUUAAAAACGAUGUAAUGGGUCAGUUCCAUAAUUCCAUGUAUCUGGGUGACAUCCGUGAGCGUGUCAAGAUCUUGGAGAAUUGUGGUCAUUUGCCUCUUGCGUAUGUCACGGCUUCUGUUCAUGGGCUUACGGAAGUCACUGAUAGGCUUGCAGCCGAGUUGGGAGACAAUGUACCUGCUCUGCCCGAGGGCAAAUCGCCUUCACUUCUGAUGCCCCCUGCCCCCAUCCUCUGCGGUGGGGAUUGGCCCUUGCUGAGGGUCAUGAAAGGAAUACUUGAAGGCGGGUUGGAUAGUGUGGGCAGGGCGGGGCAGGAGGAAGAUGAAGAGGCUGCUGCCGCUGAUUGGGGUGAGGACUUGGAUAUUGUUGAUGUAGAUGCCAUGCAGAAUGGAGAUGUUGUAGUAGUUGAGGAUGGGGACGUUAAUGAAGGCAAUGAUGAUGAGGAGGGAGGAUGGGACCUUGAAGAUCUAGAGCUACCCCCUGAGGUUGAUACUCCAAGAGCUGCUGCUAACGCACGCUCAGUUUUCGUUGCCCCAACCCCAGGUAUUCCUGUGAGCCAAAUCUGGACACAGAAAUCAUCUCUUGCUGCCGAGCAUGCAGCGGCAGGCAAUUUCGAUACUGCCAUGCGCCUACUGAGCCGUCAGUUGGGUAUAAAGAACUUCAUUCCUUUGAAGCCCAUGUUUCUUGAUCUACACAUAGGCAGCCAUACCUAUCUGCGGGCCUUACCUUCAGCGCCUGUGAUCCCUCUGGCAAUUGAGAGAGGGUGGAGCGAUUCUGCUAGCCCAAAUGUGAGGUGCCCACCGGCACUCAUCUACCAGUUUUAUCAGCUGGAUGAGAAACUCAAAACUGCUUACAAGGCCACCACUGAGGGGAAGUUCGGUGAUGCUUUGAAGCUCUUCCUCAAUAUCUUGCACACAAUUCCUCUGAUUGUUGUCGGGUCAAGGAGAGACGUGGAUGAGGUCAAGGAGCUGAUCAGCAUUGCAAAAGAGUACGUGCUGGGCUUGCGUAUGGAGGUCAGAAGAAAGGAAAUCAAAGAUGAUACAGUGCAUCAACAGGAGUUGGCAGCCUACUUCACACACUGCAACCUUCAGAGGAUCCAUCUGAGGCUUGCGCUGGCAAGUGCCAUGAACAUUUGCUACAGGGGAGGAAACUAUAUUACAGCAGCCAAUUUCGCUAGGCGGCUUCUGGAUACGGACCCACCUAAGGAGGCCCAGGCAGCGGUGGCCAGGAAAGUGUUGCAGGCUUGUGAGAAAAACAUGAAAGAUGCAACUCAACUGAAUUACGACUUCAGGAACCCAUUUGUGGUCUGUGGGUCGACAUUUGUGCCAAUAUACCGUGGGCAGAAAGAUGUCUCAUGCCCAUAUUGCGGUGCACGUUUUGUGCCAGCCAUUGAGGGCCAGCUUUGUACCAUUUGUGAUCUUGCAGUAGUUGGAGCAGAUGCAUCGGGUCUCCUCUGUUCCCAGGCCCAGAUGAGAUGAUCGAAAAAGAAUCUUCUAAUGCCUUGUGGGCUGUGUAGAGGAAGGUGUACUUGAAACUGUGGAAAAGGUGAGAGCUGUCCGGACAAAUUCAAGCUUUCCAGAGACGCUGCUGCUGGUUUGGCCUUUGCAGACCAGGUAGGAGUUUCCAUGCUUUCAGUUUGGUUGAAUUGUUGGGUACUUUCUUGGUUUCUUCUUCGUGCUUUUAAUUUUGAUUAUGAUUUUUGGGUUCGUCUCUCGUAAUAAACAACUUGUUUCUGGCAGAGAAUUUUGGCCGCCUGUUCUUGUUUUAGUUAUUGUUGUGGACAAGAAUGGAAAGCACCAUUUCCAGUCAGGUGAUAAGUAAAAAAGACAGCUUGUAUGUAAAACCUCGGAUGCAUUUCAAUAUGGUAGUAGAUACCCUGAAACUCUGUCUAUGUUGGUUAUCUUAGUAGAGAUUGUACUCUCGCUUUUUAUUU